AUGUCUUGUCCAAACACACUCCCUGCCUCAUGGUACACCAGUAAGGCCAUUGCUGGCUUAGAAAGGCGUGCUAUAUUCGACAAGACCUGGAUCUAUCUCGGUGUUAUCACACGAUGGUCCGCUGACGGCGAGGACUGUUUCUAUGACAUGGGGCAGUUCAAAUUCACCAUUCGACGUGAGUCACAAGACUGGAACAGCAUUCAAGUCUUUACAAGUGACGGCACUCAAAUGCGUCAACAUAUCACCCGGACCGGCCUCCUCUUUAUAACUUUCUCUAGUUCGACACCCGAGUUCGACGAGUACUUUCCUGGUCUCGAAGAUCUCAUUGCGACAGUUGACUUCACCACAUUUCCUUUCAGAAGAAGCCUCAAAUACAUCGGAAAGUAUAAUUGGAAGACCCUUAUUGAUGGGUUCCAAGAGUGCCUUCACUGCUCCUUUGCGCACCCAUCAUUCUCCAAGAUUUACGCGCCGACUACAUACAAAGUUCUCAACGAGAAGUACUUCUCACGUCAUCUAGCUGAAGCAGGUAAACACGACAGCCCGAGUGAUGGUCUUUUUCUUUACUUCUUUCCCAACUCUACAUUGAAUUUGUAUGGUGGUGGUAUCUCGUCGUUCCGAACCUGGCCGACAGACGAUCCGUCUCAAACAAUCAUGCAGUUUGACUACUAUCACAAGUCACCUGUCGAAACGCAGGAUUUUGAGAAUUAUUACAAAUUCGCCCGGAGUGUCGCAACCGAGGAUAACGAUCUUUGCGAAAUGGCUCAGAUGAACCUGAAGAUGGGGAUUUAUACUGAGGGCAUAUUGAAUCCAAAUAAAGAAAAUGGCGUGAUCCAUGGCAGGAGACGGCGACCCAGGUUGGACCAGCCUGAUAUCGAAUUGCGAGCUUCCCAUUUAGAUGAAGCCGAGCUCCCCAUCAGACGUGAUUCUGAUGAUCAUGGCGUACUGAGCGGUCUACUCAUUCAAUCCGAAUUUCCGUCCCGAGAUCCUUUCAUCCCGCAAUCUCAUACAGCCCAGACUCCUGUUGAACAAGGGUCUCGAUGCGAGUUUGUCGACUAUGGAACCAACUUUGAUGAUCUUUCAUUGGAGAUGGCCUUUGAUAUAACCGAAGACCUGGAUGACCUUUACCACAUUCUUGCCGGUCCUGAUUCCUUCGAUGCGCAACCAGUCCAUCACGAUAUCUCACAGCCAGAUUGCCCAACAGAGCCUGGGGGCAUUAUAACGGGGCCGCUUGACACUGAGCAGUCACAACUUCCAUGUGUCAACUUAGAAGAUGAUGACAUCUCCCUAUCAGUAUUUCUGCGUACAAAUCCUUCACAUCUUGUUGAAGGAACAACAGAAUUUCCGGACCUUUGUAGAGACGUUGAGUUUGGGGAAACAGGUAGUGAAGAUGAUGGGCACUCUCCGUCAAGUCCAAGGAGUCAUGUCAGGUCGCCUGUUUACAGGGUUCCCCAACUCCAUAGUGACUCUCCAGAGAACAUUUCUGUUCUCUUUGAUCGUCGCAUAUGCGAGGUUUUAUGCAUCAAGGACAGCUCAACCGGGAAUCCUUGGCGAAAGAUCGUCUGGCCCAUGGCUAAGGAGCACACUGCGCUUUAUCAUGCAAUCGCGGCCAUGACAUGCUUUCAGGGAUUCAAUAAUCUCCCUCAACAUCGAGCCAUAGGACUAAGACAUCUCAGCCAUGCAGUCCAACAGCUCACAGUCAUGGAAUCUAGCGAUUGCAAGCCCGAGGCAACUAUUAGUACGACGCUGGCCGUGAGCCUAGCUCAAGCCUGGUGCUACCCUCGAUCUUCUACGACCACGAGUUACAUAAGGAAAGGAGCCGAGCUUCUUCGAAAGGCACUAAUAGAACAUCAGUCUUCUCAGCGUCCCAGGAGUGAGCUGAUUGGCUUAGGCUUUCUCUCAAAUACCUGGAUAUAUAUGGAUACCAUAACGCGCGUUACAUGUCAUGACGGAAACAUCAUGGACUUACCGCUCAUGUCGGAUUGCAGCUUAUUCAGCUCCACAUCUUUGGGCUCCACGGUAGAUCCUCUCAUGGGAUGCGCUGGGCCACUGUUCCCUCUUCUUGGUGGCGUAGCUGAUCUUGUGAAUCGGGUUCAGCGAAGCCAGGAAAAGCUUAACUCGCCAGCGGUUGUCUCCGCGGCAGUCCGUCUCAAAACUUCAAUUGAGCGAUGGGAACCCUGCACAGAACUGGAUGAGGAGACCCAGGAGGCUCAGCUAUGUUCAAGCGUGAUUGAUCUGAUACAAACAGCUAAUGCGUAUAAGUGGGCAACCUUGCUGCUUCUUCACCAAGCGGUGCCGGAGCUUCCGACACAAAUUCCGUUACAGGACAUGGCCCGAAAGGUCCUGAACCUUAUAGCGACUGUACCGGAAGACGCUCAUGCAGCUAUAUUUCCCGUGAUGCCGCUGAUGAUUGCGGGUUGCGAGGCUACCGACAUUGAGGAUCGGAACUGGGUGUCUGAAAGGUGGGGAGUUUUGGGUUCUCGACUUACCUCGGGACUUGUCAACAGAUGUUUGGAAAUUACAGCAGAGGCUUGGAAAAGACAUGACAAGUCAUUUAAGGCCACUCAUGUUGACCUGGCUUCCUCUAGCCGUUCAUCCUCGACAACGAAGCGCGAAAUACAUUGGAUGAAUGUCAUGAAGGACUGGGGUUGGCAAGAAAUGAGUAUGGUGUACACAAGAAACAAGCCGGGCACGUAUGUUCCCCCCGACCAAGAUCUUACUGCCAAUUAUCCCACAAUGAAGUACUAA
Fusarium tjaetaba is the source of this 2745-nucleotide messenger RNA. RefSeq names its product c6 zinc finger domain protein. Gene Ontology annotation, molecular function: transcription cis-regulatory region binding; 2 iron, 2 sulfur cluster binding; DNA-binding transcription factor activity. NCBI's taxonomy places the organism in Eukaryota, Fungi, Ascomycota, Sordariomycetes, Hypocreales, Nectriaceae. The transcript is spliced from 5 exons. The record is from RefSeq and is a predicted model, not a curated record. Gene Ontology annotation, cellular component: nucleus. Gene Ontology annotation, biological process: positive regulation of transcription by RNA polymerase II. Bases 1 to 2745 code for a protein of 914 amino acids.